UGCGUUUUUUUUUCUUUUAAUAUCAAAGUUCAGUAAUUUAGCUUAUUUAAUGAAUUGAUUGAUUGAUUAAUCUCGCCUUUUCCUUUGAUCUCCACAUCCUCUUUAUAAAAUAAAGGGAUGCAGAAUAGAGACCGGAUAAAAUGGUACGAUUGGAGAAAUUGCGUUUACGAGUCGUGUGAAGGACGAUAUAAUAGUAUUUAAGGUUCGAGUGGUGGUUCGUGCGGUUUGUCUUGAAGCAGAUGCUGAGGCGGCGGAUGGGGUGAGUGUGGCCGGAGCGGAGCGCUCCUAAAGCGGGCUGCUCCUGAGGGAGGGUCCGCUGCAGCUGGAGCACUCAGCGGGAAUAAUGCAGGACGCGGCGGACGGAGAGGAGCCCAUUCUGGCUGGGACUGCCAGGGAAGAGCAGCGUCCAGUGAAGCAGUCCCUGGCUAGCUCUCUGUGUCGGGAAUCACAUUGGAAGUGUCUUCUUCUCACGCUACUUAUGUAUGGAUGUUUUGGCACGCUGACCUGGUGUGGAUUAUGCAAGGUUCCCGUCCUCACAGUCCCCGUAGAGCUUGCAGCUACGGUAUUGGAAAAUGAAGAGCAGUCUACAACUUCAGCUGCUAUUAACACCUACAGCCCUGACGAGUUGGCUCUGGACAGCCCUUGCUCAAGCGGCUAUGUCUACAUUCCCUUGGCCUUUCUGGCCAUGCUAUAUGUGGUCUACUUGGUGGAGUGCUGGCACUGCUACUCCAAGACUGCUAUGCUGGCUCAAGCAGAGGUUGCGGAAGUGUACGAGCGUGUGCAGAGACUUCAGCAGGCUACGCCAUGCAUCUGGUGGAAGGCCAUCAGCUACCAUUAUGUGCGUAGGACCAGACAGGUAACACGCUACCGCAAUGGAGAUGCUUAUACCACCACACAGGUGUACCAUGAAAGGGUCAACACGCAUGCAUCGAGUUCAGAGUUUGACUAUGCCAGGCUGGGUGUAAAAGAUGUCUCAAAGGAGCUAAGGGGCCUCAUGGAGCAUCCGGCAGUACGUCUACGCUUUACAAAAUGCUUUAGUUUCUCCAGUGCCCGAGCAGAGGCUGCCUACCUCACACAACGUGCACGGUUCUUUGGGGAAAACGAAGGCCUAGAUGACUACAUGGAGGCACGGGAGGGAAUGCACCUGAAAAAUGUAGACUUCCGUGAACAUAUGCUGGCCUUCCCUGACCCUGCACGGCAGCCCUGGUACGCACGCCGGAGGGUGUUCUGGCUUGCCUCAGCUUUGCUGCUGUCAUGGCCGCUUCGGGUUGUGGCAGAAUAUCGCACCGCAUAUGUGCAUUACCAUGUAGAAAAGCUGUUUGGUGAUGAAGAUGACAGCAGCAGAGGAGAUGGAAGCGAGAAUGGAGGGAUCAAUGAGAAUGUAAAUGGACCUGGAGGAGGAGGCAUGGGAUCGAGCUACCGUGCCAUUUCCCGGGUUAACACUGUUGACAUGACGGAACUUGAGUGGCACAUUCGCUGCAAUCAGCAGAUGGUUCCCAGCUAUUCUGAAGCACUGCUGAUGGAUCCUGGCUCAGAUGGUAACCAAGGCACUAACCCCCCUCCGGCUGGGGCAAACUCCAAUAUGGGAGGUCCUACGUUGCCUGUGGCCUUUGCCUCAGCCUACCUGCUCCAGAGUUGCCCUCGCUGUCGCCGAUCUACUAGCAGCAUGUCACUCCCUUCCAGGCUGAGAGGACCAACAGCUGCCUUGCUGACUGGUACUGUCGCUGGGAUGAGGGCUAGCGGAGCAGGAGGUGUUGCUGGAGGUCCAGGCAGGCUUGUUCUGAGCAGGAGUGGUUUUUCAUUGGGUCGUCUCCAAGCCACACGUCCCACAUCUCUGUUCCAUUCCCGCAGUGUGGGUGGAGGUCUAGGAGGAAGAGGAGAGGAGGGGAGUGGUGCAGGAGGUGGAGGUGGAGGGUUUCUUGGUUUGGGCUCAAGACAGGAUGAGGAGAGCAGAGGGGUGCUAGAGGGAGAAGGGGAGGAGGAAGAAGGAGAGGGAAAUGAGGAGGCUGGGGAGGUGGAGAGAGAAAGACAAGAAGCAGAAGCAGAGCAGCCAGAAGAUAGCAACAGAGAGGAAGGGAGAGAGGGUGAAAGGGAUCGACCUCCUGCAUAUCAGGAUGCUUUUUUCUUCCCCGUGUUAAUAGUGCAUGGAGAGGAGAGUUGUCACUCAGGAGAGGACAUCUCUUAAACAACAGGAACGACUCGCCAAAAAGUAGAAAAAGGGAGGAUAACUAUAUAAAGAUAGCAGUAGCACUGUUUUACAAAUGAGGGAUAAAGGACAGUAGGAGCUUAUAGCCUUGAUUGUCAUGUAGGAAAGCUAUGUAAAGUAGAUUGGAAAAUAUGACUCAUUAUAUCUAUGCAAGAUUGAGAGAAGUCAGGUAAAAUAAAUGACGGAUACUCGAGGUUCUUUCUUCAUUUGUCAUAUUCCAAAAGGAAGUAUAUUACAGAAGGAUGAAGACCAAGAAAGAAAGAAAGAAACAAAUAAAUAAAAUCUCUCUGUACAUUUUCCAAAGUAAAUACAUCAAAGAAGUCAUAGAUCAUGCUACAAUCAUUUCUAUUUCUGGUUUUCCAGGAUCAUGUAACUACAAUAACAGACAUACUGUAUAAUCUUCAGGUGCAACAGAAUCGCCAUAACUGCAGCCUUGGAACCCAAAUGGAUCACAGUCUUCUGUAAGACACCCCACUUGUGCAUGUAACUUAACGUUACCUCAGCCAAUGUGCUAACAACAGACUUGCAAUGACCGUGUUUUCCAUUUUUCAGCAAUGGAAGCACCAUAACCCUGUUUUCUGACCUCCAUCUACCUAUCCAGCUUAGUCUGGUCUUAGCACCCUCACCUUCUCUAGCUUUGCAUGCUGUUUGCUUAGGCUUGUUCAGAGCAAGUUGAUUUUGGGAGGUAGUGAUCUUUUGAACAUGUUUUGGAGCUUUGGCUCCUUUAGGAAGGAGUGGUUCAUCUCUGUUGUACAGUUUGGACCAUGACUUCUUCUUUAAAAUAAGACAGUUAUAUUCUGGACAUUAAAUGGUCCAGUACUUAGUUGAUAUAAGAAGCAUAAUAAUGUGUAGAGUGUUCUCUAUACUGGAAGCUUUAUUACAUCACUUUGUUAAAGUGAAGCACAUUAUGUUUUGGGUACAUUUGCUAUAUUAGUAAAUUUAUUUGUUCUGUAGUGUAUCACCAGUUUUGCCUCAUGAAGUGCUUUGCUCAGCUACUAUGCCUCACGUAGACACCUUGUUUUAUGGUGCAACCAUACAACACAUUGCCUUCCAUCAUAGUCUCUGUAUUUGUCUCUCAUAUUGUGACACACGAGCAUGAACCAGCUAAUCAUUAAUGAAAAUGGUUAGUGUGCCAAGAAACACUCACUGAUUGCUAAUAAUCGUACAUAUCAGUGGCCACAGUCGAUACCCAUUUUGUAUAUAGGACACACUUUUCCCAAACAAUUUUUUUAUUUUUGCACAAAUGCUCAUAAAGCCAUAUUUCCAGUCACUCAGUCAUACAUGCUAUAUUUGUUUUGAGUGUUUUUUAUGUUCGUAUGUAUAUUUCUGUAUUUAGUGCUUAUCGAACUCAGACCAAUACUACAGUUGCAAUAUGCCACUUCUCAAGCUCUGUUGUUUAUCAUAGGAUAAGCAAAAUUAUUCUAUCCGCAUUCACUGGAUAUGAGCAGUCGUGCGCUCUGAUUGGCUACUCUGCUACUAGGAUAUCAGCUCAUAUACCGUAAGUAGAGAAAAACAAAAUGGCGGAGCGUGUUGCUGAACCAACUGAUGACAAAAUAAAAACUCUACUCGAAAACAAAACCCCAAAAUUAUCAUCAAGUAUUCAAAAGAAACAUCCAUCCAUUAUCCAUAACUGCUUAUCCUAUGCAGGGUCACGGUCAAGCUGGAGCCUAUCCCAGCUGACUAUGGGUGAGAGGUGGAGUACACCCUGGACAAGUCUCCAGAUCAUCGCAGGUCAAAAGAAACAGAAAUAGCUAAAAUAAUUUUUUUCCCUUUUCCCCAAUAUUUCCUGUUCCACACUCCAGCCCAGUUGGUGGCGGUAACGUACCUUUAAGUUGGUUUGCCAACCGCCAAAAAAGCCUGAAGAAGAAAACCCCCGAAAAUAAAAAUAAAACAACAAAAAAUAUGGAAUAAAAGCAUUUGAUGGUAAGAAUGUAUCUUUUUUAUUUUUCAAGAAUUAUUAUUAUAAAAUUUUUCACAAAUUGCUACUGUCAUUUCUCCAGUUUGUUUACAUUCUAAGCAGAAAUGAUUUUGUCAGACAUUUUGUAUAAAGUUUUCUCAUCUCAUUAUCUCUAGCCGCUUUAUCCUGUUCUACAGGGUCGCAGGCAAGCUGGAGCCUAUCCCAGCUGACUACGGGCGAAAGGCGGGGUACACCCUGGACAAGUCACCAGGUCAUCACAGGGCUGACACAUAGACAACCAUUCACACUCAUAUUCACACCUACGGUCAAUUUAGAGUCACCAGUUAACCUAACCUGCAUGUCUUUGGACUGUGGGGGAAACCGGAGCACCCGGAGGAAACCCACGGGGAGAACAUGCAAACUCCACACAGAAAGGCCCUCGCCGGCCACGGGGCUCGAACCCAGACCUUCUAGCUGUGAGGCGACAGUGCUAACCACUACACCACUGUGCCGCCCGUAUAAAAUUUUUAUUUAUCAAAUUUGCAAAAAAUAAAAAUGCUCUGUUUCUCAAAAUCCAGUGAAUGUGGAUAGAAUAAAACAGUUAUUCUACUCAAUCUCGUCAUACAUGGCUUAUAGCCAACUCGGUGCUAUGCGCUUCAUCGGCUAUCAGCUCGUACGACUCGAUUUCGUGGAAUAACUGUUAAAUAUUUGGCAGUUUCACAAGUUUCUCAAGUUUUCUCACUCCACUGAUAGCUAGAUGUUCAAAUACAUCCACUCAUUGAGUUAGUCAUGUGAAUGGAUAUGCUGUCAUUUUUAAAACAUGUAGACUAGGCAGACUUCCUAGUGGCACUCAUAGGACACCAUGUUUGGAGAAAAUCAAAAGAGGGAAAAAAUGUUCAGGCAGUCUUGUCAGAAUGUUCUGUGUUACAUCGUGAAUGUUGACUACCAUUGAUGUUUUAAUGAGAAAUCACAGUGAGAAGGUAUGUCACAAGCAUUUAGAUGAGACAUUUUACUCCACACAUGUAAAGGCUUUAAACUACAGCCACACUUUACAAGUCUAGACUUAACUAAACUUGAGUUGACUACUUAACAUUCCAGUGCAGGCAACAGCUGAUUGUUGUGUGUUUGUGAAGUUGAUAUGCAAGAGUCAGGAAACAGUGUGUGUUUAUGUAUGUAGAUGUUUAAAAGAACUGUGUGAAGAUGUUCAAUUUCUAUUCCAUUUCAAGGCUUACAGGGGGAAACAAAACAUUGAAGCAGUAAAUCGAACAGCUUCAGUUGCUUCCAAAACUGUGCGUAGUCCAGCAGAAACAAAAGUUUUCACUCUGGGAGAAUGUGUUUUUGUUGUCGUUGUUGUUUGUUUUACACUGUUAGUGAUUGUGCAGUAGGAUUCAUCUGGAAUGAAUGGAUAAGCUAUACAGUAUCCCUUUAAAGUAACUAAACUCAAAUAGCAAGUGAAUAGCUACUUUAAAACCUCAAACAUCAUACAGUGAUGCAAAUUGUUCUAUUGUAGCAAAGAUUUGAUAGGUAUCAGUCAGGGAAAUGAUGAUGAUGAUAAUGAUGAUGAUAACCGAUA
Molecule: messenger RNA, 5676 nt
Organism: Neoarius graeffei (lesser salmon catfish)
Lineage: Eukaryota; Metazoa; Chordata; Actinopteri; Siluriformes; Ariidae
Product: transmembrane protein 151A
Exons: 2
Coding region: 344-2185 (613 amino acids)
Source: RefSeq, a predicted model, not a curated record